Messenger RNA from Drosophila mojavensis, 605 nucleotides. Its product is annotated as neo-calmodulin. The transcript has a single exon. Lineage: Eukaryota; Metazoa; Arthropoda; Insecta; Diptera; Drosophilidae. The record is from RefSeq and is a predicted model, not a curated record. Gene Ontology annotation, molecular function: calcium ion binding. Bases 70 to 546 code for a protein of 158 amino acids. Gene Ontology annotation, cellular component: myosin II complex.
UUUUCGUCGUUGAGAAAUUGUUAUAUACUUUCUUAUUAUUAUUAUUCAUUUUUUUUUUGUGUCAGUCGAAUGUCUCGGUCGUCCGCAUCCAAGGAGCUCAUCAAUGAGUUGCGUCUGAUCUACGACAAACAUGAUGUGAACCGGACUGGCAAAAUAGAUAUUCGUCAGCUGUAUCAGAUCAUGUUUGACGUAGGUUAUGCGCCCACCGAAGGCGAGGUCCACGAGUUCAUGGCCGAGGCAGAUGAGGAUGAUAGUUCGUAUAUUGGAUUUGAUGCGUUCAUAAAAAUGCUGGCGCCUAAGCUGAACGAGAUGUUUAGCGAGGAGAAUUUGGGCAAAGCCUUCGCAGUGUUCGAUCGCCGCAAGGAGGGCUAUUUCAAUGCACACGAUCUGGUGCUCGUUAUGACCAGCAUGGGUCAAGCGAUUAGCGAAGCGGACAGCAUGAUGCUAAUGGCCGAUAUCUCUGGCGACUAUGAAAAUCGCGUGUAUUUGCAAGCAUUUCUUGAUUACCUGCUCUCAGAUACAGCUGAUAGGAUGCAUCGUUCAUAGCGUUCAUAGCCCAUACAUAUAUACAUAUAUUUAUAAAUUUUCUGUGUGGCAAUAAAAAU